AUGAGGUUCACACAAUCACUGCUAUAUUCCUUCUCUGAUCUUCGUAUUACAACAUCCUCAAAAAGACUCACUUUGUGCUGGAAACGACUACAACCGACGGUCGUCUUUCGAUCUUCACAUCGACGCUACAACAAUGAAGCCUCAAAUAUAAUAAAAUCUGAUUAUCCUUCGGUGCCGAUACCAAGCUCAUCGUUCUCCGAUGUUGUAUUAGACGCUGUAAAGAGCCGAAUCAACUCUAAAAGGAUAGCCUUUAUCUGCGCCGAGAAUAACAAGGAAGUGAACUACAAGACCGUCAACGAUUCUGCAUUCGCUCUAGCGACGUUUCUUCGGAAGAACGGCUUCUAUAAAGAUAUUGCGUCUGCGAUAUUACCAAACCAGUGGGAAUGGCUGUCGGUGUUUCUCGGAGUCACACUAAACGGCGGCACUUUGACAUCAAUAAGCCCCGUUUCUACGGAAUAUGAACUACAACGCCACCUCCUGGACUGCAAAGCUAAACUGGUUUUCACUGGUCAGCAAUCACUUAAAAAGGUGCUGAAGGCAACGCAGCAAUCUUCUGACGUGAAGAUUAUAAUUUGCCUUAAUAACGACCAGACUUUGCCUUCCGGAACUCAUCGGUGGACUGAUGUCUUAGAGACAACACCCGAUUGGAACAUUACAGCUCCUGCAGUUGACGUUGAUCGGGAUCCGGUGUUCAUGCCAUACUCAAGUGGAACUACAGGAGAACCGAAAGGAGUAAUGUUAACACACAGAAACUAUUGUGCUAUGAUGAACAUCUUCAUGUCUCAUAACAACUCUCGAAUGACUGGCGCAGUAAACCCUCCAUUAGACCGUGAGAAGGACAAAUUAUUGCUGUUACUCCCGUUUUAUCACUGUUACGGAUUCGGCCUUCUCAUGGACGCGGUUUUAAACGACUUUACUUCCGUCCACAUGUCACAUUUUCAGCCGGAGUUGUUCUGUCAGUCAAUUCAAAAAUAUGGAAUUCGCUUCCUUGCUGUAGCCCCACCGAUACUUUCGUUCCUUGCUAGAAAUCCUAUAUGUGAACGGUAUGACCUGUCUUUUCUUAAUACACUCCUUAACGGAGCUGCACCACUUCAAAAGGAUGUUUGCGACGAAUUGGUUAGCAAGUACAAAAACAUAAAACAUAUAUGUCAAGGCUACGGGAUGUCCGAAAUAUGCAUGGCGUCACACUUACCUGACCUUAUCAGUGGGCAACCAUUUGGAAGUGUCGGAAAAUUAGCGUCGAAUAUGGAAAUGAAGAUUGUGGACCCAGAAACUGGCAUCGCUAAGAAACGUGGUGAAUUGGGAGAAAUCUGUAUUCGUGGUCCUACGGUGAUGUACGGUUACUUCGGAAAACCCGAGAUGACGCAAAAAUGCAUCAAAGAUGGCUGGAUGUACACUGGAGACAUUGGUUACGUUGACGAUGACGGAUACCUCUUUAUCGUGGACCGCCUCAAAGAGCUAAUAAAAGUCAAAGGAUUCCAGGUAUCUCCAACCGAACUGGAGAGAAUAUUACAAGCUCAUCCAUUGAUUAGUGAUGCAGCAGUUGUCGGUGUUCCCGACUCGAUAAAAGGAGAGCUUCCGAAGGCCUUCGUAAUUCGCAAAUCAGAUAAUCUUUCUGCUGAAGAAGUGAAGUCAUUUCUGAAAGAAAAGGUAUCGCCAUACAAACAGUUGUCCGGUGGUGUCGAAUUUGUGGAGGAGAUUCCAAAAUUACCGUCAGGCAAGGUGCUAAGGCGAUUGUUGCGUGAACGAAGCAAAUCGAAAUGA
Messenger RNA from Necator americanus (New World hookworm), 1764 nucleotides. RefSeq lists its product as uncharacterized. The coding region runs from base 1 to 1764 and encodes 587 amino acids. Gene Ontology annotation, molecular function: CoA-ligase activity. Lineage: Eukaryota; Metazoa; Nematoda; Chromadorea; Rhabditida; Ancylostomatidae. The transcript is spliced from 15 exons. The record is from RefSeq and is a predicted model, not a curated record.